AUGGCACUGCGAUCGCUUCCAUUCACCUUUUCCUCACAGAUUAUGCCGCGUGUCUUCACGGCCUCCCAAGCUAUGUCUUCCGUCAGAGGACGAUGCUCUCACAUUUGGCAGACUUCCGCGCAGACGACCCCCAAUAUCUCUGCAACCCUUUUGAAACCCGGCGCAUUGGCAUUGAAUAUACCCGGAUUUCUGUCCGAUAUUUGGGACUCUGUACUCCGCGCCGUACCGAAAAAGAAAACAUCCCACAUGAAGAAACGUCAUAGACAGAUGGCUGGCAAGGCUUUGAAGGAUGUCAAAAGCCUCAACACCUGCCCUGGGUGCGGUCAAAUAAAGCGUGCUCAUGUUUUGUGCCCACACUGUGUUGAAACACACCCUACUGAUAUCUUCUCAUUGGCUGUAACCAACAAGCAGAUUUUAUCGGCUUCUGGUGUCUCUGCUCUCAAAGUUCACUCGACCGCUCACUCUGAUUUCCCACUAGUACAAUCAAUCGAUGAGGCCCAUAAACUUGGGUGUCAUCAUGUAGUAACCGAUGGCAACGGGUCGAGAUCAGUGAGUGUUGGUUUUGGUGGUGAGAUCAAGAUUUGGUCCUGUCAUGACGGGACCUGGUCCGAAAAUAAGACAGCCUCAGCUGGUAAUGCAGGAUCCACCGACAUAUGGGCAAUCGCCUUGUCAGACGAUGGCCAGUAUCUUGCCGGUGUAAGCCAAGAUGGGCACAUUCGAGUGUGGGAUUUGGAUGCCGGUGGCAAACAAAUACGUGAUUAUGAGACCAAGGGUAGCUUUGGUACCUGCAUAGACUUGUCGGCAGAUGGUCGCCUCAUAGCUAGCGGGCAUGAAAAUGGCAGCAUCUAUAUCUUCAGCACGGAAACAGGUCGUAUGCCGUUCAGCUUAUCAGGCCUAGUGAAGCCCGUGCGAGCUGUUGCAUUCUCUCCAGGGGGAAAGUUCCUCGCUGCUGCUGGGGACUCUAACGUGAUCGUAUUAUAUGACACUUCAUCUGGCGAGCAAGUGGCUAACCUCUCGGGACAUUCAGCAUGGGUUUUAUCGCUUUCUUGGAGCCACACGGGAGAAUAUCUCUUAAGCGGAUCAUUCGAUGGAAAAGUGAAAGUCUGGUCGAUCGAUACCAGAACAUGUGUUGCAACGCAUUCCGAAACAGAGAGAGCCGUUUGGAACGUCAAAUGGCUACCGAAGAUUGGGAAGUCAGAAGGAUUUGCCACGGCUGGGGCAAGCCGUAGCAUAUCAUUCUACAGGGAAGCUACAGGCGGCUGA
This is a messenger RNA of Aspergillus pseudonomiae, 1263 nucleotides long. Its product is annotated as SKI complex subunit WD repeat protein SKI8. Gene Ontology annotation, molecular function: structural constituent of ribosome; protein binding. The record is from RefSeq and is a predicted model, not a curated record. The transcript is spliced from 6 exons. Gene Ontology annotation, cellular component: Cdc73/Paf1 complex; large ribosomal subunit. The coding region runs from base 1 to 1263 and encodes 420 amino acids. Gene Ontology annotation, biological process: translation. NCBI's taxonomy places the organism in Eukaryota, Fungi, Ascomycota, Eurotiomycetes, Eurotiales, Aspergillaceae.